GCCCGGCUUCCUUCCAGAAUUCUCAGGAUCACUCCGACUUUCUUCGAACAGAGAAAAAGGGCAGGAAGAGGCAAAAGAGAACGAGGCCAAGCGUCCCUUCAUAAAGAGCCAUUGGUUCGCGCCCAAAAAUACGUAGAGGAUCGGAGGCUGAGAGAGAGGCUCAAGGGCUUCUUCAAUCCUGACAGCCGGGCGGCGCGCUUACCAUCAUCAUCCAACCCGCUUGCGCCCCUCGCUCCCGGAAAGGACACCUGUUGCCGAAUGCAAAAGCAGCUAUUGAGUGGAAGUUUAAAAUCCACAGAUGCACCACUACCGACACAUUUUUACUUCUUUGUUCCCUUGAACCGCAUUGAGAGAAUCUCUCAUCAACCAUCAACCCGGCACUACAACCUCCCUCUGGCUCCCCGAUAGCCGCUUGCCAUCAACCCCCGACAUCCCUCAGUGUCCUACGUGGAUUGCUCAAGAUGGCCCAGAUCCGCGGAACAGCAGGUUAUAACCUGUCGAAUCAUAACGCGUUUGGCGCGCCCAGCAGAGGAGAUAUGGAUAGCGAUCCAAGUCCCCUUGACGCGAUCAGGGAGCAAACCAGCAAGAUCGAAGACUUCCUGGACACUCUGAGCGAUCCAGUCAAGCCAUACCUACCAGCAAUUGGCCGUUUCCUCAUCGUUGUGACUUUCUUGGAGGAUGCGCUCAGAAUUCUGACACAAUGGAGCGACCAAUUAAUAUAUCUACAUGACUACCGCAAGAUUCCGUCCGGCAUCACCCACCUAUUCCUGCUCAGCAAUGUCAUCGCCAUGUUCACUUGCUCGACUCUCGUUAUUACGCGGAAAUACUCUGAUUACGCGGUUGCUGGAUUAAUUGGCGUUGUUGUCACCCAAGCGCUUGGAUAUGGACUCAUCUUCGACCUGAACUUCUUUCUACGCAAUCUGUCUGUUAUGGGUGGCUUGCUGAUGGUUCUUUCCGACUCUUGGGUCCGCAAAUCGAAGGCCUUCGCCGGUCUACCCUCGAUCGAUGAGAAAGACCGCAAAAUGUACUUCCAGCUUGCUGGUAGAGUUUUGCUGAUUUUCCUUUUCAUUGGGUUCGUGUUUAGCGGGAAAUGGAGCAUUUGGAGAAUCAUUGUGGCGCUCUUUGGCUUCGUGGCUUGUGUCAUGGUUGUCGUGGGCUUCAAGGCAAAAUUCAGUGCGAUCAUGUUGGUUGUCAUCUUGAGCAUUUUCAACCUAUUGGUCAACAACUUCUGGACGCUCCACGAGCACCACCCUCACAAAGAUUUUGCCAAAUACGAUUUCUUCCAGAUCCUGUCUAUUGUCGGGGGACUUCUGCUGCUUGUGAACAGCGGACCUGGCAAAUACAGUAUCGACGAGAAAAAGAAAGUGUACUAAAAGUCG
Messenger RNA from Amorphotheca resinae ATCC 22711, 1379 nucleotides. RefSeq lists its product as hypothetical. Gene Ontology annotation, biological process: Golgi organization. Gene Ontology annotation, cellular component: endoplasmic reticulum; membrane; endoplasmic reticulum-Golgi intermediate compartment. NCBI's taxonomy places the organism in Eukaryota, Fungi, Ascomycota, Leotiomycetes, Helotiales, Amorphothecaceae. The coding region runs from base 462 to 1373 and encodes 303 amino acids. The transcript has 4 exons. The record is from RefSeq and is a predicted model, not a curated record.